Molecule: messenger RNA, 2214 nt
Organism: Fimicolochytrium jonesii
Lineage: Eukaryota; Fungi; Chytridiomycota; Chytridiomycetes; Spizellomycetales; Powellomycetaceae
Product: Muskelin N-terminus-domain-containing protein
Exons: 7
Coding region: 1-2214 (737 amino acids)
Cellular component (GO): cytoplasm
Molecular function (GO): protein binding
Source: RefSeq, a predicted model, not a curated record
AUGUCUGGACCCUCCGGGACGUCUUCAAGUCGCCUGAAGAUUGUGCCAGAAAAGCUAUCCUACGAGAUUGACUCGUGGUCAAGUCAUUCAGCUAGUUAUCAUCCGAAAAACAUCGCAGUCAACAAACCACAGGAUCAGUCGUCACGAUGGUCCAGCGGGAGCAACAACCAGAUGCAGCACAUCACCAUCAAGCUGGACAAAUUGUCCAUCGUGCAUACCAUCACCUUUGGAAAAUACCAUAAAGUGCACGUGUGCAAUUUGAAGGAAUUCAAAGUUUUUGGAGGGUUAUCAUCCAACAACAUGAUCGAGCUGCUUCAUAGCGGCCUGCGGAAUGACAGCGAACCGGAAACCUUUUCGUUGAAGCACAAAGCGAAUGAUGUGGUCUUUCCUUGUCAGUACAUCAAGAUUGUACCGCUGCUGGCCUGGGGUGCCAACUUCAACUUCAGCAUUUGGUAUGUGGAGCUUCGUGGAAUUUGCCAGCCUGAGAUUGUGGAAACGGCGCAUCGGGACUACAUAAAUUAUCGGGAGAACGAAGUCAUCCGAUUAUGUAUGAAGCACUUCCGCCAACGGGCCCAUAGAGAAACUUUCGAGUCGCUCCAAAAACGGACACGAAUGCAGCUAGAGGAUCCGCUGCUCACGGAACUGCAUAAUCAGCUGGUGGUGCAUAGGAAUUUUACUAUGGCGGAGGAGCUGAUACGCCAGGCCGUGGACCGAAAUCUCUUCCAGGAUUAUAUCAGCGAGUGCAUGUACCGUCCUAUCUGGAAAAAAAUCACGCCGUCAAAUACUGAUGACGAGACGCCUUGUAUGAGAGGAGGGCAUCAAAUGGCCAUCGAUCCAGAUAGUGGCAAGGUGUAUCUGUUCGGUGGUUGGGACGGUUCGAGAGAUCUAUCCGACUUCUGGGCUUUUGAUCAGGAUUCACGACGCUGGCAGUGCAUUAGCUUGGACACGAGACGACAAGGGGGUCCCGGUCCACGGUCUUGUCACAAAAUCUGCUUCGACCCCAAAGCCAAACAGCUGUAUACCUUGGGACGGUAUGUCGAUCCGGACAGCAGACCAAACGUCAACCUGGAAAGUGAUUUCUGGAAGUUUGACGUGAUCAACGCAACAUGGACCCGUCUGAGCGUCAAUACUGGGGUUGAGGGUGGUCCGGAAUUGAUUUAUGAUCAUCAAAUGGUCGUUGAUUCGGAUACCCAGGUGCUCUAUGUCUUCGGAGGUCGCACGAUUGGCCCGGAUCCAAAUCAGAUAGUAUAUUCUGGACUGUACGCCUACUCCAUAUUGCAACACCAAUGGAGGCUAAUCCGCACCGACACCUCGCAACCCGAACACUCGAUACAACUGAAAUCCCGUAUCGGGCAUUCAAUGCUGCUCAACCCGCGCACCCGUGAACUCUACAUAUUCGCCGGCCAACGCAACAAAGACUACCUAUCCGAUUUCUACGUGUACGAGAUCGACACCGACACCGUGCACGAGAUAUCCCGCGACUACAGCAAACAAGGUGGACCAGACGCUGGUUUCACCCAACGCGCGACGAUCGACUCCGACCUCGGCGAGUUCUUUGUCCUCAGCGGCCUGAUGCGCGAAAAGAACACGACGCAGGAGACGGUAAAGAACUCGUUCUGGGUGUAUAAUAUCCGCAAGGACCGGUGGACGCGGGUGUACCAGAACGAGAACACAGGCAGCGCGUAUUGGAACUCGAUGGCGGAUAAAGAGCCGUGUCCGCGAUUUGCUCAUCAGUUGGUGUACGACCCUAAGAGGAAGUGCCAGUUUUUGUUUGGAGGAAAUCCUGGGGAGAUGGGGAAUCCGAAUUUGCGUCUGGACGACUUUUGGGAGUUGUGGCUUGUCAGGCCAAGCCCACAAGACGUCCUCCGCCGGGCCAAAUUCCAAAUCCGCCGCCAAAAAUUCCGCGAAAUGUGCGCUAUGGGCGACCCACUCAAUGCGCUCAAAUUCCUGCAAUCCGACGUUUCCGAAGUCGUCGACCACGAAGACGAGGAGGAGGGGCAGCGCUUCCGGGAACUCACUCAGUAUCUGUUCAAAUGGAAGGCUGGCGGGGUUGGGUCGUCGUCCAGCGGCGUCGCGGGCGGGAAAUCAUUCGCCGCGGCAGACGAUGACAACUACCGCUCCCGCACCGAGCUUUAUGAGAAGCUCCUCGAAUAUUUCCCCGACAGCAUGCGCGAACCGAAAGACAAUCUAGUAGACUUGGUCCAUAUGGGAUAG